ACUCCAAUUCCCAGCAUGCCCCGCGGUGUCACACCCCGGUUUUGGGGUGCGGACUCCAAUUCCCAGCAUGCCCCGCCGUUCCGGGCCCGCCCUUUCCGCCGGCGCGCGGGGCCGCGGGGCCGCACCAUGAGCUCAGACAGCAGCCGGCUGCUGGGCGCCCGGCGCCGGGGCUACGGCACGCUGCAGCCGGACACCGACCCGGCCCGCAUGGAGGUGACGGGUUACCGGCGCCGGCCGUGGCGGGUGCUGCUGUGCCGCGUGUGCUCCGUGCUCAGCGCGGGGCUGCUCCCGCUGCUCUUCCACUGGAGACCCAGCCUGGAGGUGCAGGCCAAGGGCACGGCCUGCGCCCUGCGCCAGGCGGAGUGGGUGAUCGUCAGGGACCGCUUUGGGCAGUGCUUCACGGCCGAGGUGCUGACGGAGCUGCUGGGCGAGGCCGGGCUGGAGCAGCUCCCCGGGGCGCAGCAGGACCGUGGCAGCAGCAGCAGCGGCGGUGGUGGUGGCGGCAGCGCGGCCGUGGCAGUGCCAGACGAGCAGGAGAGCCGUGACACCGUCCGGCUGCACGACAAGGACGAGAAGAACACCCUGAGGUAUUACCUGUUCCAGGGAAUGCGCUACGUGUGGCUGGAGCGGCGGCAGGCCUUCUGCAGAGUCAGCGUCCUGGACGAGGGCUGGACCUGCGCGGAGCUGCACCUGCACCGGGCCGGGCUGGAGCCGCAGGAGCGCAGCGCCAGGAGGAAGAUCUACGGCCCCAACCUCAUCGAGGUGCCCGUCAAGUCCUAUGCCAGGCUCCUGGUGGAGGAGGUGCUGAAUCCCUUCUACAUCUUCCAAGUGCUCAGCAUGGUGCUGUGGGUGUGCGAUGCCUAUUACUACUACGCCGCCUGCAUCUUCCUCAUCUCCACGCUCUCGCUGGGGCUGUCGCUGCACGAGACGCGCAAGCAAAGCACCACCCUGCGGAACAUGGCCAGGAUGUCCAUGGGGGUCCGUGUGCAGCGGCCCGGCGGAGAGGAGCUGGUGGUCAGCUCGGCAGAGCUGGUGCCCGGGGACUGCAUCCGGCUGCCGGCGGCCGGAGCGCUGCUGCCGUGUGACGCUGCACUGCUGACCGGGGAGUGCAUGGUCAACGAGAGCCUGCUGACCGGGGAGAGCGUGCCGGUGAUGAAGACGCCGCUGCCGGCGGGCGGGCAGGCGGCCGGAGCCGCGUACUGCCCCGAGGAGCACCGGCGGCACACGCUCUUCUGCGGGACGCAGGUCAUCCAGGCCAAGGCCUACGUGGGCGGGGAGGUGCUGGCCGUGGUCACCCGCACAGGGUUCUGCACAGCCAAGGGGGACCUCAUCAGCUCCAUCCUCUACCCCAAACCCGUGACCUUCAAGUUCUACAAGGAUGCCGUGAAGUUUGUGCUGUUCCUCGCCGUCCUGGCUCUCAUCGGCACCUUGUACAGCAUCCUCAUCCUGGUUAGGAACCAGGUCCCCGUGGGACAGAUCAUCAUCCGCGCCCUGGACCUGGUCACCGUCAUCGUGCCGCCGGCGCUGCCGGCCGCCAUGACCGUGGGCACCAUCUACGCCCAGAACCGGCUGAAGAAGCAGGGCAUCUUCUGCAUCAGCCCGCCGCGCAUCAACCUGUGCGGGAAGCUGCGCCUGGUGUGCUUCGACAAGACCGGCACGCUGACCCACGAGGGGCUGGACGUGUGGGGCGUGGUGCCCCUGGAGCAGCAGCGCUUCCUGCCCAUCGUGCACGAGCCGCGCUGCCUGCCCGCCGGCGCCCUGCUCUACGCCCUGGCCACGUGCCACGCCGUGUCACCGCUGCGGGGACAGCUGGUCGGGGACCCCGUGGACCUCAAGAUGCUGGAGUCCACCGGCUGGCGCCUGGAGAUGAUGGAGGAGGAGGAGGAAGGGGAGCCCCCAGCGUUCCAGCAGCUCGAGAUGAAGGUCUUGGCCGUGGUGAAGCCUCCACCAGAGGAGGAGCAGCCUCUUGACAGGAGGCACCAGGCCCCCGUGGGGAUCCUGCGGCGGUUCCCGUUCUCCUCCUCCCUGCAGAGGAUGAGCGUCCUGGUCAAGCUGCCCGGGGAGGCCUCGGCCCACGCCUUCGUCAAGGGCGCCCCGGAGAUGGUGGCCAGUCUGUGCAGGAAGGAAACUGUGCCCCCGGAUUUCUCCCAGAUGCUCCGGCACUACACCACCGACGGCUUCCGCGUCCUGGCUCUGGCCUGCAAGGCCCUGGGCACGGUGGCCACCUUCGAGGAGGCCCUGCAGCUCCCCAGGGACUCCGUGGAGAGCGGCCUGAGCUUCCUGGGGCUGCUGGUGAUGAAGAACGUGCUGAAGCCGGAGUCUGCCCCGGUGAUCCAGCUGCUGCGGAGCGCCAACAUCCGCCCGGUCAUGGUGACAGGGGACAACAUGCUGACAGCCAUGAACGUGGCGCGGGGGUGCCGCAUGGUGGAGCCCCGGGAGGGCGUCAUCUUCGUCACGGCCUCGCCGCCCGGCCGCGACAAACCCGCCACCCUCAAGUUCGUCCUGGCCGAGCAUUCCCAGGGCGAGGAGCAGCCCGAGGGCCUGCAGCAGCAGGGCAGCUCCUCCCUCCCAGCCCGGCACUGCCACCUGGCCCUCAACGGGAAAUCCUUCCAGGUGGUCUGCGAGCACUUCUCCGACCUCCUGCCCCGGUCCCUCUGGACAUCCCCUGCCCAUCCGGGAAUGCCGCUGGCGCUGACGGCUCCUCCCCUGCAGAUCCUGCUCCGCGCCACCGUGUUCGCCCGCAUGCUGCCCGAGCAGAAGACACAGCUGGUGUGCAGCCUGCAGGAGCUCGAGAGCGGCUCCCUGUCCCGCAGUUACUGCGUGGGGAUGUGCGGGGACGGCGCCAACGACUGCGGGGCGCUGCGGGCGGCCGACGUGGGCAUCUCCCUGUCCGAGGCCGAGGCGUCGGUGGCCUCGCCCUUCACCUCCCGCGUGGCCACCAUCGAGUGCGUGCCCAGGGUCAUCCGGGAGGGCCGCUGCUCCUUGGUCACCUCCUUCGGGGUCUUCAAGUACAUGGCCCUGUACAGCCUGGUGCAGUUCGUGUCCGUGCUCCUGCUCUACACCAUCAACACCAACCUGAGCGAUUUCCAGUUCCUGUUCUUCGACCUGGCCAUCACCACCACGGUGGCCGUGCUGAUGGGGCGCGCGGGGCCGGCGCCGGCGCUGGGCGUGCGGCGCCCGCAGGGAGCCCUGAUCAGUGCGCUGGUGCUGGGCAGCCUCCUGCUGCAGACUGCCCUGCUCAUCACCGUGCAGGUCCUCAGCUACUUCAUCACCGUCUCACAGAGCUGGUACGUGCCCCUGAACAGCACGGUGACAGCGCCCCAGAACCUGCCCAACUACGAGAACACCGUCCUGUUCUGCGUCAGCGGCUUCCAGUACCUCAUCCUGGCCGUGGCCAUGUCCAAGGGCCACCCCUUCCGGGAGCCGCUCUACACCAACGUGCUCUUCCUGCUGGUUCUCAUCCUGCUCUUCGGCCUGAUGAUCUGGCUGACCCUCUACCCUCUGGGCUUUCCCAAAUCCCUGCUGAAGCUCCGGACCAUCGAGGAUUUCCACUUCAAGCUGCUCCUCCUGGGCAUCGCCGCCCUCAACUUCUUCGCCGCCUUUGUGCUGGAGACCGCCCUGGAUCACGGCUUGCUCAGCUGCUUCCGAAGGCUGCGCCGGAAAAAAGCCUCCAAGAAGCUUUUCAAGAGGCUGGAGAAGGAGCUGAGCCAGCAGCAGCCGGCCUGGCCGCCCCUGGACCAGCCCCUGUUCGCCACGCCCAGCAUGUCCCUGGCCGUGAGAUAGCAGUGCCAGCCGUGCCCGCUGCCCUGCACCCGGACACUUCCUUAAUUUAUUUAUCCCGGAAAAAGCCGGGAUGGGGUGGGGGAUCCCUCGGCAUCAAAGAUGUGAAUCCCAUGGCCGUGGUGAUCCCAUGGC
Messenger RNA from Prinia subflava (tawny-flanked prinia), 3915 nucleotides. It is a transcript of the gene ATP13A2, whose product is annotated as ATPase cation transporting 13A2. Gene Ontology annotation, cellular component: membrane. The record is from RefSeq and is a predicted model, not a curated record. The coding region runs from base 16 to 3783 and encodes 1255 amino acids. The transcript is spliced from 29 exons. NCBI's taxonomy places the organism in Eukaryota, Metazoa, Chordata, Aves, Passeriformes, Cisticolidae. Gene Ontology annotation, molecular function: ATP hydrolysis activity; ATPase-coupled monoatomic cation transmembrane transporter activity; ATP binding. Gene Ontology annotation, biological process: regulation of mitochondrion organization; transmembrane transport; intracellular calcium ion homeostasis.